AUGACUGGACUAGCAGGGUUGUCAGUGGGCAUCCUUGUUCUGGUUUGGUCCAUCGGGUUGUCUAAAGGAAGGAGCGACCCAUUUCUUGGCAUUGAGAUCAUUUGGCUCGGCUCUAUCUCAUUCGCUAUCUUGGAAAUGCUAGUCGGAACAAUUUAUCUGCAGCGGGAUGGAUGGAUAUUCCUCAGCGACAAAGUUUGGGGACGCGCGCCUCAGCAGCGCCUUGGUGAGCAAGACCCGAAGCUGGCAAAGCUUAUCACAUGGGGGAAACGUCAGCUCAUACCGAGCUGGAGCUUCUCUGAUGAAAAGCCGAGCAACGGGACCCUGGUGGAUCUGAAUAGCCGCGUCAUGGUCAAGGUCUUGGUGACUGACAUACCGAACGCAAUGAUCAUACUUGCAAUCCAUGGUAGCGGGGUGACUUCCAUGUUGGUAGACCGCAAGGAGGAGCUGCAUGAGUUCGUGAGGAAGGUUGGGAUGUGUAACGUCCCGCCGUAUGUCCUAGCGCAGACGGUCCGUUCGGGGACGAUAUGCGUUGGAAUCCCUUCUGAUAAGAAGAAAUGA
Desarmillaria tabescens is the source of this 558-nucleotide messenger RNA. RefSeq lists its product as uncharacterized. The transcript has a single exon. The coding region runs from base 1 to 558 and encodes 185 amino acids. Lineage: Eukaryota; Fungi; Basidiomycota; Agaricomycetes; Agaricales; Physalacriaceae. The record is from RefSeq and is a predicted model, not a curated record.